This is a messenger RNA of Baudoinia panamericana UAMH 10762, 1196 nucleotides long. RefSeq lists its product as uncharacterized. Lineage: Eukaryota; Fungi; Ascomycota; Dothideomycetes; Mycosphaerellales; Teratosphaeriaceae. The transcript has 2 exons. The record is from RefSeq and is a predicted model, not a curated record. The coding region runs from base 117 to 776 and encodes 219 amino acids.
UCCAUCAGUGCCAUCAUUGACUAUCACCGACUCAUUGGAGAUAUUCCGCUGUCGUUUGGCGGCUUUGACCGAGACAUUCGUAUCUGAACGCACUGAACAUCAACACAUCAUUCGACAUGCCAUCACGAGCGGGUCGGCCCUCAAGGCCAGCCAUGUACAACACACCUCAUAUCCGGAACGGCGGCUUCGGGGCGUUGCAAGUGGAAGCUAUCACCAACAGACCGCUCUCUAUCGCCCGGCGACACCUUGCAGCCAGCCAGCUGCGGAUGCGGGAUAUUGAGCCGGAUGAGCUGAGCUCGAGCGAGUGGGUACGCUUCCUCGUUAUGCAGGAGAACGAGCGCGAGCGGUGGAUGGCUGAGUUCCGAAGGCGGAGAAGGAACAGCGACGAGAGCAGCAGUAGCAGUGCAGAUGCAGACAAUGACGCCGAUGUCGCUUACGACAAAGCGGAGGAGGCAAGACAGGAAGCUGAAGAGGCACGUAGAGUGGAGAGGGCGGAACGGAGUACGGCUGUUGGCGAGACAUCAUCGCGAUCAACGGCAGCGCCUGUGGGUACGACACCUCCUGUCAGUCUAUGGGUCAGGCAAUUUGACGAGGACGAGGAGAGGCGAGCUCGCGGACGGCCUACGAGUCCCGUCUACAGCGCCAUGCGGCCUAUGCAUCUCAGGCGCGCGGUUACCGAUGGUAUCGUUGAAGCACCGCCGACUUACGAAAGUGCCGUACGUGCGCGAACGCCGCCGCCUGCCUAUGUCCCAAGAGAGGAUGAUGGUUCGAGAUGACCACUAUCUCCAUGACGGAGCAUCUCACAUCCAUUGACCGAUGCUUUCGACGCCAUCGCAGUGACGGCUCUGACAUUGUUCCCUUUCAUUAGAAUACUUAUCUCCACCUAAGCGGAUUGACACAGAUGCUCAGGUUAGGGCCGGCGCUGCAUAGAGUGCAAAGGAUGGCGUCACAGCCGGAGGCGACUCUUCGGCGGCAUUCAUGGGCACCGGACCGCUUGCGGCAUUGCAGCCUUCAUAUAGGUCUUCGAAAACAUCCUCCCAUAUAACUUUUGGCUAAGGAAUGCUCAACUCGACCUCGGUAUCAAUGGCCAUGUGGUGAGGAUAAUGAAGGACAUUACGAUAACUCCGUGGCCGCGUGCUGCAACUUUGCAUGGUGAGAAGCUCCAUUGAAACUUGCGCUUGGAUAGCUGAAAGUUC